AUUCUAAUUUUUAGUUGAGAGUGAAACGAGCGAAAGAAAGAGAGGGCAAAAGAAAUUGAGGGAAGCUUUGAUACGAAAAUGGGAGAUGGAAAUAAUCACAGUAUGUGGGGCCAUCUACCGCUACUGGUGAGAGCUAGCUCCAAGGAAUCGGUGGAAUACAUUCUCCAAGCCCUCUGGCGCACCCGCCGCACUGGUCUCGACGCGGCCGACCGCCAAAUCUUCCGCGAUAUUCUUCAACUCCCCAACGACUCCGACCUCGACCCCCUAUUAGUGUGUCUACGAGUAUUGAUCCGGAGGUGUGUUUAUGAUAAUGUUAAUAAAGAUGAGAUUCAGAAAUUGUUCCCUGCCGAAGUUCUGCCUGAGCUGCAAAGGCUAUUGACACUUCUACUGCAAAAGUUCCAAAGGGAGUGGCGGCAGGAUAUUUCAAAAGAUCAGGUCAUCUUGCCCCGGUUGAAGUCAAUGACCUGGAACAUGGCAAAUCAAAGUGUGGAACAAACAGAGCCUGCUGCAGUGAUAAACUUGCAGCUUCACGGUGAUUCUCAGCCAAAUGUGGGUGAAAGGGAUGUUAAGUUCCAAUUGGCAAAAGACACCAUGGAAAUGAUGUUGAAGUCCAUGUAUAGUAUAAGAGGCCAGCUGUCUGAACCUGUGAGUGUUACUGUAAAUGAUUGCAAUUGCAUUUCUUUCUUGUUUAUAUUCAUGGCCAAUUUACUAUCCUUCAAUCCCUUCUUCUCAUGUCAGGACGAAACACCAGACAGACAAUUAGUUCAGGAUUAAUGUGGUCUAGGUUUAAGCUCUAAUAUCAAUCACUAGAAAGGUAAAUUUAGUUCUUCUAUCUGUUUCAGAUUAUCAGGAUUCCAGCAUAUCUAGUAUUGCCAAUUGGGCUCUUCCCUUCAUAUCAUAUCGGCUUCUAUAUAUCCUUUUUUUAUGUAGUUCCUCAUAAGUAAUUUUCAUACGCUCCCGGAAGUCAUGGAGUUGAUUUGAUUUAUGCACUGGAGACGACCUUCUAAUCGUUUAAACUCAAAUCUAAGUAUUACCGUUGUUUUUCUUUUUGCAAGUUUAUAUUGUUAGGUUGUUGCCUGUAUCAUUGAGUUACAUCGACAUGAAAAACAUCUAAAGUCUGAGCAAUGCAGGGUCUUUAAAAGUUGUUUGUUCA
Molecule: messenger RNA, 1153 nt
Organism: Salvia miltiorrhiza (redroot sage)
Lineage: Eukaryota; Viridiplantae; Streptophyta; Magnoliopsida; Lamiales; Lamiaceae
Exons: 4
Coding region: 79-774 (231 amino acids)
Source: RefSeq, a predicted model, not a curated record